Schistosoma curassoni is the source of this 3567-nucleotide messenger RNA. The record is from the annotation of a GenBank genome assembly. Lineage: Eukaryota; Metazoa; Platyhelminthes; Trematoda; Strigeidida; Schistosomatidae.
AGACAAUAACCCAUUUAUCCUGCCUGUUGCAUCAUUAUGCUAUAAAUUAGCUGAAAUUCGUGUUAAAGAAUAUAUACAUUAUCGUGAAACUCAAAUUUUUCAAUCAACAACUUUUGAUUCUUUUAAUUCAACAUCGUCAUCAUCAUCUCCACGACGAUAUUCAACUGACAAUAAUGAUUUCAAUGAAAUAACUACUGUUAUGGAUGCUUUACGUUUAUUGAGAAACUGUUUAAAUUUAAUAUCAGUUCAUGAAAAUUUUUCUAAUGUGUCAGAUCUAUCAGGUUUAUCAUUUAAUCCAGCAACUACAUCACCUGGAAUACAAGAUUUAAAAUUUCGUGCAGUAUUAUUACUAUGUCGAUUGUAUCUAAUUACACCUACAAAUGUGAUUAUGACAUGUUUUAAAGAUAUACAAGGAUUGGUAUGUGCAAGUCGAGAGACUGUUAGUGUAAAUAUUGAACAAUUUGGAAAAUCUUUGAAUUCUUCAGAAUUAAAUACAUUUACUUUAUCUGAUGAAAAUGAACAAAUUACUGGCACUACUACUAAUAAUAAAAAUUCAACAUUAGUUUCAAUCAAUUCCAAUCGUAAUUAUUUAGGUUCAAUGAUUAUUGAUGCACUGAGGAAAUCGAAUACAUCGCAACUUUCUGAAUUAGCUAUAUCAAUUCUUGGCUCCUUCAAUCGUAAUCUCGCUUAUGGUCACCAUCGAUCUAAUCUAACUAAUACAAAUGAUCGGGAUAAAAUGCUCACACCAUAUUCCUCAUCAGUAAACAAUCAUCACCAUCAAAAUUGUUCUGCCGAGAGUUACGAUAAUGACAGUAUAAUGAAUAAAAAUAAUGAAAUGAAUGACUCACAAACGUAUUCUUUACCAUUUGCUGUAUUAAAAUCUUAUAUUGCUAAGUCAGAAGAAUUAUGGUUCAUGGUAUAUCAACAAAUGCAUCAUACUGAUACCAUAUUGAAUCCAAUUGUAAUUGAAUCAUUAAACAUGAUAUUUCAGUAUACUUUACCAGCUUUAAUGCUUCUUGAACAUUUAGUUCCAGAUAGGUAUACACAUUGUUUUACUCCUAAUGAACAACAUGAAAAACAAAUACAACUAUCUAUGAAAAAACCAAUUUGCCCAUACUGUUAUUCUUCAUGUGAUCUAAUUAAAGACUCAUUAGAUCGUUGCUGUUUAAGUGAUACAUUAUUUAUUGUAAGUUGUCUAUUUUCUGCUGCAUUUAUUUCUUAUCCGGAAGCAAUUAAACGAACUAAUCUUAUCACCACUUCAAAUCACCAUUAUCAACAAGAUAAAAAGGAUUCGGAAUUAUUAACUCCUUCAGUUGAUAAGUUUAUCAUGCAAUCAGCUUGUGAACAAAGUAAAAUGCAAAUGCAAAUCUAUUUGAAUACUGUUUUAUCUGGUCCAGUUAAAUUAUCGAAAAAAUUAUCAUCUAGUAUUGAAAAAUUUUCUGACGAUGACUCUUCUGGUAUUUUAACAAAAUAUACUAAUUGGUUCAAUGCUCUAAAUUUAGCCGCUUGUUGUUUACAACGUGUAUUUCUUCAAUCGACAAAUACUAUUAAUCGUCAACAGCGCCAACAUCAUUCACGUAGAUCGAACUCGUCAAUGAUGACGAUAAUGAAACAACGAGCUAAUAAAUUUGAAUCUUCUCAUGAUUUAAAAGCGUAUAUGAAUAAAUUAAAAAUUACCAAUGACUGGUGGUCAGUAUUAAUGAACAUGUUUGUAUGCUGUUUACGUAGUAUGUGGUUGGACUGUGUUAGUGAUAAUCAAGAUCAGAUCAUUCAUUUAAACUUCAAUAAAUUCUUAGAUCAAUAUCUAAAUAUUCUAUUAUGUAAUCCAUUUGAUUCUUCAUGUAGUACUACUACUACUACUACAUCUACUGAUAUUGUUGAUGUAACAAAUAAUAAUAAUAAUAGUAGUAUAAGUAUGGUAUCAUAUCAGUUGAUUGAUACAAAUGAAUUUCAAUUAUACAAACUAUUGGCAUUAUGUUCUCAGUCAUCAUCAUCAUCAUCAUCUUCAACAUCAUUGUUACCAUGGGCGAAUAAAUUAAGUUCAUUGAAAAAAUGGCGAUCUAAUGAAGAUCAUCUGUUACCUAAUGAAACAUUAUAUUUUAAUCAACAAUAUUAUUCUAAAACAUCCAUUUUAAAUAAUAUGCAAAAUUAUAAAAAAUUUCAAUUUUCAUUAACUACAGUUUGUUUAGCUCGAUCUAUUGAAACAUUAUUACAUUAUCAAUUAUGUAUAAAUCAUAAUGAAAUACCAUCCAUACAAAUAUGUUUAGAUUUAUUACUUACAACUAAUGAAUAUUUAUCAAUUUGUUUAGAAGAAUUCAAAACUAUUCAGGGUGAUAAAUUGGAAUACUUAGACAUAAUUAAUAAUGUAUUAAAACAAGUUUUACGUUAUCUCCCAUCGGAUCUCACUCCUUAUUCAAUUACAUCAUCGUCAACUACUAGUUCACCCACGACUACAGAAAAUGAUAGCACCAACAACAACACGACUGUCAAUAAAGACAUUUUGCGAAUUUUUGUUAAUUUACGUUUACACCAGUUAAACGUUAUGCUUUUACGACAUCAUCAUGGUGUAACAUUUAAACGUGGCAAAUCACAAACUCCUGCUUGGUUUACAAUGAUUACACAAGCUAGAACUACAUUAGAUUGGCAUGCUUCUUAUUUAGCUAGUAAUACUAAUAUUAUCGCUUCUAAGGGGGAAGAUAAACACUUGAACAUUGAUUUACAAGAUGUGAUUUUACAUGUGACUUUGUUAAGUCAUCUUGUCAGUUUGCAGACAGUAAAUCAAGAUGUAUUAUCUAUAUUCGGUAUUCAAGCUAUUCUUCGAGAUAUUUGUAGAAUUCAUCCUAUCCUAAAAUUAUUGAUCAGUUCUUCUGAUUAUUUUACAACAAAUCCAUUAUAUUCUAAUCUACAAGGUCCCUUAAAUUCAAUUUCAAACAAUUUAACUAAAUUAUGUGAUACACUAGCUAGAAAAUCACAAACUAAACGUGAAAAUAAAUCUGACUUAAAAUUAACUAACAGUCAACAUGUCAAGAAAACGAAACAAAAGAAUAGUGGUAGUAACAACAAUCGACUGACAGAACAAAACAUCUCAGAAACUAAUGAUCAUUAUCAUGAAAACUUUUCUCCAGAAUCUUUAUUACUGUCGAACAUAAAAAAGCAGCAACAACAACAGGAUAAUUUUUUAACAACAAAACAAACUAUCAAUGAAGCAAACAAUUCAUCAUCACCACAACCAUCAUGUCAAGCAUUCAAUAAUCACUGUCAAGUUCUACAAUGUCAAAUUGAACAUUUAACAAAGUAUUUAAGUGAAUUAUGAGAAAUAAAAGCGUAAAAAAAAGAAGAGUAAAUAACUAUCCUACUCAUAUAUUUAUUUUUUUAUUCACACUACCUAAGCUUUCUGUCCUCCUGUUUCAUAUGUAGAAAUUUUAUUCAUUCCCUCUUGUAUUUAACAUAGAUAUUUCUCAUUUUCAUUUGUAUGAUACACGAUUAUUAUUGUCUUUAUAGCCUUCAUAUUCUUUGAAAGUAACUUUGUUUGCGUUUUACACUUUGCAUAAACUAAUUCAAGAUGAA